Molecule: messenger RNA, 2024 nt
Organism: Tarenaya hassleriana
Lineage: Eukaryota; Viridiplantae; Streptophyta; Magnoliopsida; Brassicales; Cleomaceae
Exons: 8
Coding region: 200-1792 (530 amino acids)
Source: RefSeq, a predicted model, not a curated record
CGAUCCAAACAAAUUCUUCUCUUCCCGUCUCUCCCCCAAAGUCCAAUCCCCAAAAUCUUUGAAUAAAAUCCCUAAAUCCAAUGGGAUUCCUGUAAAACUUGUCAAAUUCAGAGCAGGAAAGCCACGGAAUUUGGAACCCUGGACGCAUUUCAAUCAAUUGUUACCUCGGAAGGAAGAAUCGGAUCAAUCCUCCGAUUCAAUGUCUCAGUCUCAUCCACUUCAUGUUCGGAUGUUGUUCCUGUUGUUCCUAUGCAUUUCAGGGUUAGGUCUCGGCGUUGACCGAGGGGAAGCCUUCAAGGUCCCCUUCAGAGUUAACGAUGUUCUUCCGGUGCUGCCUGGCCAGAUUUCGUGGCCCGUUCUGAACAACUUCCACAGCGCCGUCGACCUCUUACCCGUCUUCGUCGGCUCGGUAACUCCGACCAAUGGGUCUCUCGUGUGGAAAGGAGCUUGCUUUCAUGGUAACGAGGCGAGACUCGAGAUUACCCAUAGUGAUCGCCAUGAGCCUGGGCUCGGUGGCGGUCUUCUCCAUCUCAAGACAUCUGAAGCGCACAGCUGGACAUGCAUGGACCUGUAUGUAUUCGCAACUCCAUACAGGAUUACAUGGGACUAUUAUUUCUCUGCCCGAGAUCAUACUUUGAAGUUCGAUUCUUGGGAAGAGUCUGCUGAACUAGAAUACGUAAAGGAGCAUGGAAUCUCUGUGUUUCUUAUGCCUUCUGGAAUGAUGGGAACAAUGCUUUCCUUGAUCGAUGUCUUACCUCUCUUCUCAAACACUGUCUGGGGCCAGAACGCGAACCUGGCAUUCCUGCAGAAACACAUGGGCGCAAAGUUUGAGAAAAGGCCUCAACCUUGGCGUGCUACGAUUAACCCGGAAGAUGUUCAUUCGGGGGAUUUCUUGGCCGUGUCAAAGAUUAGAGGCCGAUGGGGCGGGUUUGAGACGUUAGAGAAAUGGGUGACCGGGGCUUUUGCUGGUCACACUGCUGUUUGUCUAAAGGAUGAAUCGGGAAACCUUUGGGUUGGGGAAUCCGGCCAUGAGAACGAAAAGGGUGAAGAAAUCAUUGUUGUGAUUCCGUGGGAUGAAUGGUGGGAGCUGGCAUUGAAAGAUAACUCCAAUCCUCAGAUAGCGUUGCUUCCUCUACAUCCAGAUGUCCGAGCAAAAUUCAACAACACCGCUGCUUGGGAAUAUGCACGGAGCAUGUCGGGCAAGCCAUAUGGCUAUCACAACAUGAUAUUCAGCUGGAUUGAUACUUUGGCCGAUAACUACCCACCUCCUCUUGAUGCUCACUUGCUAAUUUCUGUCAUGUCAAUGUGGACUCGUGUACAACCAACAUAUGCCGCAAAUAUGUGGAACGAGGCCCUGAAUAAACGACUCGGGACAGAGGGUCUGGAUCUGUAUGAGAUUCUCGCGGAAACUGAGAGGCGGGGAAUGACCUUUGACGAGUUACUCACCAUCCCAGAAAGGGACGAGUGGGUGUACAGCGACGGGAAAUCAACCACUUGCGUCGCAUUCAUCUUGCAAAUGUACAAAGCGGCUGGUGUUUUUGGCCCUCUUGCCGACCAUAUCCAAGUCACUGAAUUCACAAUCCGUGAUGCGUAUGCGCUUAGGAUAUACGAGGAUAACCAGACCCGUCUGCCGAGUUGGUGCAACGACGAAGAGGGUAAGCUUCCGUUCUGUCAGAUUCUUGGUGGAUACAGGAUGGAGCUACCUGGUUACAACUCCGUCGAACCUUAUGCCAACAUGAACGAGCAUUGCCCGUCAUUGCCUCCUGAUUAUGGGAGGCCGAGCAAAUGCUGAAAGUUUCGAAAUUUGCCAUCAUCUCCUCCAAUGGACUCUCUCGCUCGCUCGUGUGUCGGUAAUCUAUAUAUGCUUAUGAGUAGCUAGAGUGUCUUCCACGUUUAUCUGUUCUGCGGUGGGAGAAACAGGAGCUUUGGUAAAAGCAAAGCUUCUUAUGUUUGUACAUAUAGUGGAUAUAUGCUUUUGAAUAUAUAUAUAUAUAUAAAAGGCUGAUAUUUAUUAUCUUUUGCCA